AUGGAGUUCAAGCUCUCAAAAGGCGACUUGACCCGACGUAUAUUAUUCUCCGACCAGCCCUCGUGGGAUGAGCUAGCCAACAAAAUCGAGGUUCUCUACGGCAUCCCUGCACGACAUGUUGGCGUCUCUUACGUAGACAUAGACGGGGACGCGGUCACACUUUCCACCGACCGUGAAUUGCACGAGUUCUACCACUCCACUCAUCGCUUUGGCGAACCUAUCAAGUUCGACGUCCUUCACCUCGAUCGUGAAGACAAGCCUCUUCCGGAGACGCCGUUCUUCGGCCCCCAGCGCAAUACGUUCGGGACUCAAUCAGGAAUCCCUCUGAUCUUCGAAGUGGAUGACGGAAGCUGGCAAAGGAUACCCUCGUUCAGAGGAGGUAGCAGAUACUACGGGGAUGAUGACACGGAACCUCACGCUUACGUGGAGACUAUUCCUAGCGACGCCGAGUUGUCGCUCAAGGAUGAAAGAGACAUCACCUCGUCAUCGACCGUCUCAGACCUGGGCAAUAUUAUCUCCCCAACUCUCAACAAACGCAAGGGCAAGUCUCGUGCCCGCACGGACUCGAUGGUAUCGGUGCUUGCGGCAGACAACCCCGAUAAACCUCCAGUUCACGUAUACGACGUCAGCGACGCCCGCAUUCCCAGCGCUCAAACAUCUGGUGUAAAGAAUCACAUGGAUCGUUCCCGCUCAUCUCACUCUAUGCGAUCCGAGGCUACCGUCAAGGUCGCCCUCCGUAAUACAACUGGAACUGGUACGAAGUCUCCCACCGUCCGGAGCCCUGUAUCUCCCGGUCCAAAACCAUCCUUGUACAAUGAUCUAGCGAGCUUGCUCAACACGGCAACUACGAUCGUGCGUAGCGCCUCUAACGGUGAAUACUGGACGCCGGAGACCGAAGCCGGCGCUCACGAUGUCAACGAUCUUGCACAAAACACGGAGCAUAUAAGAGAGGAGGAGGCGAAGAAACGAGUUGCAGACGCCAUUGGAGGGAUGUUCAAUGUUCUAGGCGUUUCUCCGGAUGUGCUGCCCAAAAGUGAGGAUCCGACGGCUACCUCUACACCGGCCGCAGGUCGAUAUGCACUUGCAUCAGACAUACGCUCGACAGCCUCCGAACGAUAUCCCCCCGUAGAGGACGUUUUCCGUAUCCUAGGCGGUCCUCCCUUAGGUGAUGUCUGCGCCUCGUCUGAAGUGGAGACUCCAUCACCGUCGCCCAUCCGGCCUCGGCAGGCUGCUUCUACCCAAGUUCAGUCGUCACAAUCACUACCCUCGGAACCUAUUCACCUUCCUCCUCCACCGUCGGCUGCCACUGGCGCUCCGUCAAUCCAGAUGACGGAUGGUCCUAGUACACGUGAACGAUUGGAAGCAGCCAAGAGACUUUACCAAGAGGAGAAGGCUAGAUAUCGACACGAGAGAGAACAGCGUCGGAAGGAAAGAGAGCGGAAGCUUCAAGAAAGGUCCCCUCCGAUAAACAAAGACGCGGGACCAACGUUACCCGUGGAGAAUGACAAGCAGCCCACACCACGACACAAUACUCAAGCUCCCCGUCUCAUCCCUCAGUGGCAGAUUGUCAGCAAUGCGCGGGGCCCAUACCCACAGCUUGAGAUUUUUGGCGUUGGUGGCUCACGCAAAGAGCCUGGUACGGCUUUUGCGGGGCCCAGCCGUCGACACGUGUCCGACCCAUCUGGACCUUCGGAGUCAACCAUAACCAAAUCAACCCGGCGCAUCAGUAGGAAACUGGCGGAUAUGGGGUUUACGGACGACAAGUAUCCUCGGAUCAAGUCCUUGAUGGGCUCGCACGUUCGUCCGGAUAGUAUGCUCUCGAGGACUGAGGAGGACGAGAUCGUUACCAAGAUGCUUGAAGAAAUCCUCUCCUUUUCGCCGAAGGGUACCAACGGCACGCCGACGGCGUCAAGACCGGCAUCGACAAUCCCUACUGGAUGGAAAUGAGCCAGUUUGCCCCC
Punctularia strigosozonata HHB-11173 SS5 is the source of this 1961-nucleotide messenger RNA. RefSeq lists its product as uncharacterized. Gene Ontology annotation, molecular function: protein binding. Lineage: Eukaryota; Fungi; Basidiomycota; Agaricomycetes; Corticiales; Punctulariaceae. The transcript has 4 exons. The coding region runs from base 1 to 1947 and encodes 648 amino acids. The record is from RefSeq and is a predicted model, not a curated record.